Messenger RNA from Epinephelus fuscoguttatus (brown-marbled grouper), 1568 nucleotides. Its product is annotated as transmembrane protein 244-like. The transcript has 6 exons. Lineage: Eukaryota; Metazoa; Chordata; Actinopteri; Perciformes; Serranidae. The coding region runs from base 719 to 1279 and encodes 186 amino acids. The record is from RefSeq and is a predicted model, not a curated record.
AUUAAACACACAGGCCUGUAAGUGGCAUUUUAUUAACCUAAAAGGACCCAAAUACGACGCAACACAACAAUCUGGACCGGUUUGUCCGUUAAAACACAUCCACAGUCAUGUCGGCUGGUGCGUAUCCAGCACAUAAAGUCGUACAGGAUGAAUGCACAUUUGAGUUUAGCUUAAUGAAACACACAUUUAACACAGAGAAACGCAGCCACAUGGCUUCAUUUUGUCUUUAAUCCAACAUGCAUGCAGGCACUGUAUCGGACUGUGUGGCAUCACCUCAAAUACUAUUACUGCAUGUAUGAUUUAAUGUGACAGCUAAUCCAUUUAACUCAGUAAUAGGAUUGUGUGCUUAUUCCUUUCUGGUGUUUCUAGGUUGAUUUGAAGUAUUUGUGGGGUCGCUGAUGGUUAUGUUGAGGCACAUCAUCCCCAGCUAUCCUGCAGUAGUGUUCAAUCCCUCCCACAUAGGGCGGUUAUGGUUUCUCCGGUAUAAUAAAGCUGCAGAUUUUUAAGCGUCGUUUUAGCCAUUUUUUUGUAUGCAAUUGACACCGGUUAGGCAGAAAACAUUAAAGUACCCCUGACUGCACGUUCAGGUGUUAGCUAACAGGUACACGGAGAGGAAAGUCUUUAUUUGAGCCAACAAAGGCCGCCCUGAUACGAGGUGAAAUGAGUUCAGUAUUGUAGAAGCGGCGGCGCUGGUUUUGUGUCCCGUGUUUGUCGCUAGAUGGCGGAAGAAGUCCAGUUUUCCGGGGGAUUAACGGGGUCGUGCACCGUGCUGCAGCAGCCUGGAUUAUUUUGUAAUGUAACAUCAAGGAAAAACAAUGAGAUGGCAUUCAAAAGCAAAGCGGUCGACUCGAAGACCGUGCUCUUCAACCUGCUGCUGUGUCUGCUCAUAUUUUACUCGCUUUUCUACAUGAUUGGGAGUGUGUGCUUCGGAGCCUUCAGGUUGGAUCACUUUGACGGACUGAUCCCAUUUGACUUUAAGACCGAACCUGCUGAGUCCAACUCCAAAUACUUGGUGAACCUCCUGUCCUUGGAGCUCACCUACUUUUGCAGCGGCCUUUUGUUUGCCGCAGUGGUGAGGAGGCGGGUGUGGGACUACGCCCUCACUGUCACACUACUGCAUGUAAUGAUCACCAGUGUAGUGAUGUUGGAGUUUCCCAUGGUGUGGCAGUGGUGGCUGGCUUUAGGCAGCGGCUUGUUUCUGAUGAUCUGCAAUGGUCAGCUUAUAGCUUACUUCACCUGCCAGAGUGACCAGAGCUACGCCUCCUUCAGCAUCUACUGACAGACAGGAAGCUCCUCUGCGUAUAAACUGUUUCAUAAACAGUCUUGUGAAGUGAGGUGGAAAGGAUCAGACCAGAUGCUCUCAUCCUGGAGACAUCCAUUAGAUUCUCCACGGUGAUGGACUUUUUCUGUACACUAAAAAAAGACACCAUUUCCUCACCAUCAUACAUAAAGUCAGAGCUGGGUCCAAUUUGUGUUUCAGGGUUGUCAACAGACUGGCAUCCUAUUGUUUUUAUGUAAAUGCCACGAGGAGAUGUAUUUUGCUUGUGAUGCACAAUGCCUCUGUCACU